AUGGCCACCAGCUUCCAGGAGCCCCCGUCCGAGGACACGGUGGCCCUUCUGCACCGGGCCAAGGAGCCGGGCGGCGGCGGCGGCGAGGCGGCGGCCAAAGGCGAACUGAGCCCGGCUUCCAGCAAGGCGCCGUCGUCGAUCGGAGCCGCGGUGGCGGCGGCGGAGAAGAGCGACCCGACGCAGAAGCCGCCCUACUCCUACGUGGCGCUGAUCGCCAUGGCCAUCCGCGAGAGCGCCGAGAAGCGCCUGACUCUGUCGGGCAUCUACCAGUACAUCAUCAGCAAGUUCCCCUUCUACGAGAAGAACAAGAAGGGCUGGCAGAACAGCAUCCGCCACAACCUCAGCCUCAACGAGUGCUUCAUCAAAGUGCCGCGAGAGGGCGGCGGCGAGCGCAAAGGCAACUACUGGACGCUCGACCCGGCCUGCGAGGACAUGUUCGAGAAGGGCAACUACCGCCGCCGCCGCCGCAUGAAGCGGCCCUUCCGCCCGCCCACAGGCCACUUCCAGCCGGGCAAGAGCCUCUUCGGGGCCGCGGCGGAGGCGGCCGGCUACGGUUACCUCACGGCGCCGCCCGCCAAGUACCUGCAGGCGCCUUUCCUCAACGCCGCCGCGGCCGCCGCCUCCUGGUCCUUGGCGCAGCCCGCGCCGCCGCCGCCUCAGGCGCCCUCAGCCGCUUCCUACGGGGCCUGUCAAAUGGCCGUGGAGGGCGGCGGCGGCAGCCCGGGAGGCAACGGCGGCGGCAGUCCUGUCAGCGCCGUGAAGGGAAUGGGACUCUCGGCCGGGCCCGGCGUGGCCACCGCCGGCGCUGCCUCAGCCUACGGCCCUUACUCGCGCCUUCCCGCCAUGGUGAACUCGUACAACGGCAUGGGCCACCACCAUGCCCACCACCACCCGCACGCCCACCACCACCACCCGCACGCCCACCACCACCAUCACCACCACCACCACACGGCCCAGCAGCUGGGCGCGGCGGCGGUGGCGGCCGCGGCAGCCGCGGCGGCCGCCGCCUCAGCCGGCAGCCCUUCCCCGCAAGCGGCGCCCAACGGAGCCGCCGGCCUGCAGUUCGCCUGCGCACGCCAGCCGCCCGAGCUCGCCAUGAUGCACUGCUCGUACUGGGACCACGAGAGCAAACACGGCGCCCUGCACCCGCGGAUAGACCUCUGA
Molecule: messenger RNA, 1164 nt
Organism: Protobothrops mucrosquamatus (brown spotted pit viper)
Lineage: Eukaryota; Metazoa; Chordata; Lepidosauria; Squamata; Viperidae
Gene: FOXL2
Product: forkhead box L2
Exons: 1
Coding region: 1-1164 (387 amino acids)
Biological process (GO): anatomical structure morphogenesis; cell differentiation; regulation of transcription by RNA polymerase II
Molecular function (GO): RNA polymerase II cis-regulatory region sequence-specific DNA binding; DNA-binding transcription factor activity, RNA polymerase II-specific
Source: RefSeq, a predicted model, not a curated record